Didymella exigua CBS 183.55 is the source of this 729-nucleotide messenger RNA. RefSeq lists its product as uncharacterized. NCBI's taxonomy places the organism in Eukaryota, Fungi, Ascomycota, Dothideomycetes, Pleosporales, Didymellaceae. The transcript is spliced from 2 exons. The coding region runs from base 169 to 663 and encodes 164 amino acids. The record is from RefSeq and is a predicted model, not a curated record.
CCAGGCGAGUGCUCGCGCUGACCUCACUACUCCGAACGCCUAAGACCAACCACAAGGAGUUGCAGGAUUUCAAAGUAAGAGUGGCGACUGAUCAGGAAGAGCUGAAGAUCUUGCUCGGCCAGAGUGUACGACAAGCGUAAGUCUCAUUCUUACAGUGAACAAGCAUCUAUGCGCCGCCGUAAUGAGCUCACAGAAGCCAUCCUUAAAGCCCUCCAGACCCCCAAUCGCCCUGUCCAAGGCACACCUUCCACGUUUGGCAAGACGAAGAUCGCACGCAAUGUCGUUUUCAAAUCCGCUGCCAGCGUCCUGACGGCCUCUGAGCUCCUUAUUGGCGAGUAUGAUCGACUAGACAAGAUAAUUGUUGGCAUGCGAGACACUGAGCCUGAGGGUGUCGCAGAAGCAUGGACCGAGGAGGUAGACAAGACAGCGAGGCUGCUGAAAAUUGGCGCUGAAACUGCAAUCAAGAACGUGAAAAGAGUCUUAGGUGCAGAUGUUGAAGUCCAUGAUACAGAAAACAUAGAUGGCGAAACUCUGGUCAAUGGCGAGACCAUGGAGGCACUCGGAAAAAUGGAGCUGAACUACGAACUGCACAAGACCCUACUAUUUGCAGAGAGAGGUGUGAAGAAGAUGGUCAAGAGCCUGCCGGAGCUGGAAGAAGAUUAAGAGGUGUCACAGGCUCGCUGCUGGAUACCUUCGGUUCGGGGCUAGAUAUGAAAAGAGCAACGUAUU